GUCAGGAGUCGCGGAGGGAGGGAGGGAGGGAGGGAGAAGAACGUAGAAAGACUGAAAGAGACCGUGGGGAUGUAUGUGUGUAUACUAUAAUCGGCGCUGCAGGUACAGCGACAGACAGCGGAUACAGCUUUCCGUCCCAGUCGGGGAACACCAUCUCCCAAACCCCGGAGAUAUUCAAUUUCUCCCCAAAAUGUCUGGUGGAGGAGAAGUCCGUGUGCUCCGCCAGGAGGCUGGACAGGAGAGCCCGAGGAUGCCGGCCUGGAAACGAGAGAUUCUCGAGCGGAGGAAAGCAAAGGGCGGCGCGUCUGGAGCAGGUGCAACUGAGCCUUGCCCUAGCGCGAUCUUAUCGCGGGUUAAUGGCGAAGUAACGGGAAACAGCAGCGCCUCAAAAACAGACAAUGGAACCAGUGCUAAUUCAGUUCGGAACUACACCAUUACUCCAGCGAGCCAGCAUUUUGCAGGCAAGCGUGGCAGCGCCCCCACCUCCCCAGAGCUCUCGCCGGUGAAAACAAACAAAGACCCCUGGACUGCCACCGACCCUUAUGAUUCGGAGAAAAUGGUAAGCGAUGGCGAGGGACAGGAAAGCCUGGUUCUGCAGGACAGUCUAGGCCCAUUGCAGGAGAACCCCUUCAUCAAACUGGAGAAGGAGCGAAAGAAACAACAGGACAGGGAGAACGCCACUCGUCCGGUUCAGCACAUACUGGAAUUGUAUGGCAGUGUUCCUGGAAUUCGGACUAUACGCGCUGAGAAUAUCAUUAUCAUAGAAUCCGAUCCGGAUUACUUUCCGGAGGCGAGUGGAAUAAAAAGCGAGUCUUAUCUGCAGCAGAAUGGGGUGAGCAGUUACAGCUCCCUCAACGACCUCUUGGACCGGAGAGGCAGUGGGGUUACCGAGAUACGGGCAAAGGAGGUGGUCAUUUAUGACACCGCACUAAGCCGGAGCGAGGAGAAUUUGAGCACGUUGGGUCGUCCUGGUCACGAGGCCGCAUUCGAGACAGGAGAGGGUCAUGGCAGGGUGAGCCGCAUGCUGCAGAAAUUCGACAGCAACUAUGGAAAAUUGCAACCCAAGUCUCGCAGCACAGAGAACCUCCUGGACUUGGAGACCAGUUCAAGCAGGCCAAGACAGCGACCCAAGCCACAGCCAGAUCUGGUGCCAAAAUACAAGUCACAAGCCCAGCCUAGCUCACCAGUCCGCAACCUAGGUAACGCACAGUUGUCAUCCUCAGUCUUCCUGAGCUCCCAGUCUUCCAAACCAAAGCCACAGCCCACUCUGUGUGAGCCUGACAGCACCACGUGCUCUGCUGGACCCGCUCAGUCAGUGUCUUCCUACCGCCAGCAUUUUGAGGUGAGUGGGGGCCGCAGUUCGGUGGUCAACCCCAUAGAGGAGGCAGAGGGGUCCCAGACCAAGCCUUUCCGAGAGAGAGACUGGGAGCGCACAGAGGUGCCCUCCAAACCCAAGGUGCCAUUCUCUCCGGAUACCAGCCGUGUCGAGUCCCCCGCCAGUCCCACCACGCCCCCGAUGUCCCCCCCCUCGCCUGGAUUCGAGAUCUGCCCCUCACCCCGCCCUGAUCUCUCCCUGCUGCCUGCCGGGGACAUCCAGGCCCGUGCCCUUGCCAACCUGCGUCUCCAGUCCCGCAACUCCUUCACAGUCUUCCCCAAACGCCACAGAGCUGCCUCUUCCCCGGGCAGCACGGCCCCCUCCAGCCCCAUUAAGUCUCCUCCCUCCCAGAGAGUGGCAGAGAUGCCCACCCCAGGAGUGCCAACCCCUGUCACCCCUCCACCCAACCCAGCAGUCUCCAAGAGUAAAGAGGAAGAACGGGACGAGGUGAGGGCAGCCGGGCUAACCAAACCAGACCUACCCACCAUCACUGCUACCCCCUCCCCUCCAGCACCCUUCCCAGUCCCCUCUGUCCAGUCGCCAACUCCAGAGGAAGCCCCUGCUGACCAGCUUCCUGUCACCAACAUAGAUGACAUAGACGUGGACCCCUCGCAGCCCGUUGCCCCCAGCCCCACUCCAGUGGUGCAGAGGCGGAAGGGGAAUACCUUCACUGUGGUGCCUAAACGUAAGUCAGAGCCUCAGUCUGGCUCUCCAGAGCCCCAGGAGCCCUCCGGAGGGGCCCAGACGCCCUCCACGCCACCACAGGCCCCUUACUCCCAGUUGGGCUCACUGCUGAAGAAGCGCUACCCUGCCGUGGAGGAUAUCGAGGUCAUCGGUGGGUACCAGUCCCUGGGACGCUCCUGCCUGACCAAGACAGGCACCACUGGCAAAAAGCUGAAUAUCUCGUUCAACGAGUCGAGCAUCCAAAGCACCUAUGAGUACCCCUCCGAGAGCAGCGUAUGGGACAGCGAAGAGGAGGAUGAGGAGGACGUGAAGGGAGGAGAAGAGGAAGAUAAGCCCAGCAUGGUGGGCCGUAUCCACAUCCCUCGUCCAAGCUUCACCAGUUCCCCAACUCACACCAGCAACAGCACUGAUCUGUCCAGUUACAUUCCCAAGCACACUGUGGAUUUUAACACCUGGCAGGAACAUAAGCUUGAUGACCCUGUUUACCAGGGGGGCACCAAUUCCCAGCGCGCACAGAUGUCAGAGGAAGUUAUGCUCACCCCAGCAGACAGCUCCUCUCUGUCAGACUUCAACAGUGAACCUGCGCUGUACUUCUGAUUUGCCUGGACCAAACAGGACUGACCACUGCCCUCCAGUACCAGCAGCCGGAACCACAACCCCCACCUGGGACCAGUGAGACUAAGCAGAACUGGACAUCAAAUCGCACUUCAAAGCACUCCUCUUUUUCAAGUUUAGUUUGACACCCAGACAUCAACCAACCAAUCAACCACCACAGAUUCAAGCAGCUGGACUGUCCUCACCUUGCCUGUACAGUUGAUCUGUCUUUCCCCUCCACCUCCGCCUACUUUCAUUGACUGCCAUUGAGCAGUGAUGUCUGAACCAGAUCUGACAGACUGUAUUUGAUUGUCAAAAUAAAUCAGAGUUUAAGAUUUAACAUGCAUUGUAAUGCAGUUUCCCAGGCUUACGGUCUCCAGAAGAAGCCAAUCUGUCUGCAUCAAUGUCUCUAAGGCUGUGUUUUACGGGCAGUCCAAUCCUUAUUUUUCUUCUCCAUUAAUUAGUCUUUUGAACAAGCACAUCAGAUCUUUUUAUAUCAGAUCUUUUUCAGAGCUGAUCUGAUUGGUCAAAAGACCAAUUUAGUGAAAAAAAAGAUCAGAAUUUGGCAGCCUGUCUAAACGCAGCCUCUGUGUCUCCCAUCAGUCAUAAUGUGUUUGUGGUCUCCAUGUGUCCUUCUGAAGGGGAUGUAUGUAGUGGUGGAGAUCACCUUGUGAAGGUAAGUGACCAAAUUCCUUCAAAACAAGGAAGCCAUCAGUGCCCGUCCUUAUCAUGGUGAAGAAGAGACUCAGCGUUAUCGUGUCCUGGAGUCCCAGGACGUAGGCCGAGGACUCCACACUCCGUAGGGGAUGGCAGACGAAUAAAAAACGGAAGACUUAAAUAGUGAAAGGGUGCCACAAGCCUAGUUUAUUGUUGUUUUGUACCUGCAUGUUCUGAUUUCUAUUGACUUGGUUCCUCGUACUGUAUGUUCUUUUUCUGUAUGCUUUUAGUUUUGUAUGUUUCCGUACAACAAUGCUGUGUUGGAGACUUUGCCUGAAGAGUCCAGGAGCAAGCAAACUUCAACACUUCCCCCUUUAAGAUUAUGCAAAGCUCUGUAGACCUGCUCAAUUUAAUGUUUUAUCGUUAAAGAUCUGAGAUGUACUACUUAAAAGAUUGCCUUGGCAGGAAAUUUGAUACUAUGAAUAUCUUCUCCGAGUACUUCAUGUCAAAAGCAUAGAGUAUAAAUGCCUUGGUGUUGCCUGGAAUUAGACUCACUGUCUACAAUGUUAUUAGAACAAUUUCACCUUUUCAGUGUUAAUGUUUGAACACCAAGUGUGAAAGAUAAAAAUGUCCAACAUAAACCACGAAUAGCAAAUAUUGAGAGAAACCAUGCGCCAGCACGUUGGUUUGUGAAAGCUUGAGUUAUCGUAAUGUUGAAGUUUGCAUGUCGGAGACUCGUUCAUGUAUAGUAUAUGGAUCAAAUAGCUGGUAUAGAAGGGAAGGGUGCGUCCUCAUGGCCGUGUGUGUUUCCUUCACAUUGACCAUUGAAUAUCUUUUGACCUUUACAGCCUGACCUCAUAAACCUUCACGUUCCAUAGAGCGUGAGCUGGUCCAUUUUAGUAAUGAAGACGACAUUGAUUAUGAAACUAAUGAUUGUGUGUGUGUAUCUAAGACCUGUGGUGAAAGAUUAACAAGUAAAAAGCUUUUUUUCUUUUUUCUUAAAAAGGUUGCUCCCAUGUCUUUGAAAUACUUUUGACUUAAAAUGCCAAUUGACUCAAGUGUUCCAUCUAUUGCUGUGGUGGCCACCUCUCGCAUUCUCAUAAUUUUCCAAUGUUCUCCUUUGGCCAGUAUUGAUGUCGUUUCUAUAAUCUACAAUGAUGUUUUCAUAAGAAUAAUUUAUUACUUGCAUCUCUUAGGGAUUUUUCUUCUUCAUAUCUUCAAUCAAAAGAACGGGUUUAGAUUGAACAGACGCACUGCGCUAUUUGGAGACUACAUUUUUCUGUAUACUGUAACUGUAUCAUGGUUAGACAGACUUGGAUUAUGUUUUAUGUCAAGAUUGUAUUUUCAUUUGCACUGUCAUUGUAUUAGCUUUGUUUUGCACCUCAAAAGAAAUACAGUGACGGUGAAAGUGGUGCUCAUCAAUCCAUAUAUGCAUCAUCUCAUCAGAUAGAAAUAGGUGAAUAAGAAGAGUGCACUGCCCAAUAAUACCAUGAUCUCUUAAAAUGUUUGCCACAACCUUGAAACGUUAUUGGAAGACCAGAGAAUGAUCACUGGUUAGUGUCUACUGUUAGUCCUUCGAUCAGUCUCACACAGCAUACAGAGCACGCAUGCCAUUCAUCUGUGUUAACUGCUGCCUUUGAGGACCAAAUCCCUAUGUAGGGCGACAGCUUUUCCUGGGAAUCAUGCGCUUCUAAUGUUGGCUUUCAUCGAAGCGGAGGCCCAAAAGCCAGGGCUUUAUCAUUGGAUGUUCCAGUGGUCAUACUGUAUGUGACACAAGCAAGACUGAGAUGGCUAUUACCGUGAUGAAGACUGAUUCACUUGAAAGAUUUGAUAUUGUCCUAUUUGUCUGGUCCUGUUGAGAAGAAACAGUACUUGUCUGUCAUACUGUAGCUAGAAGCCCCAUCUCAUCUCGUUUUUCUCUUCCUCUGUCUAUAAAUCUCCAGCAUCAGAGAGAUGUGCUUACUGUAAAAUGUGUACUUGUUAAUGCUUUGGGCAAAAAAAGAUGUCAGAACUGUACAAAUAAAAGCUCAAUAAAUAGAUGAAGCCUUGAA
Salmo salar (Atlantic salmon) is the source of this 5361-nucleotide messenger RNA. Its product is annotated as taperin. The record is from RefSeq and is a predicted model, not a curated record. Gene Ontology annotation, molecular function: phosphatase binding. NCBI's taxonomy places the organism in Eukaryota, Metazoa, Chordata, Actinopteri, Salmoniformes, Salmonidae.